Dreissena polymorpha is the source of this 835-nucleotide messenger RNA. RefSeq lists its product as uncharacterized. Bases 33 to 674 code for a protein of 213 amino acids. Lineage: Eukaryota; Metazoa; Mollusca; Bivalvia; Myida; Dreissenidae. The record is from RefSeq and is a predicted model, not a curated record. The transcript has 2 exons.
GACUUAACUUGGCGGUAUGACCCUCGGUAAUCAUGCCACUUACUGUCUAUAAAUGGGACGGCUAUUUGGGCUUCAGUCGUGGUCACGUGUCCAUUGCACUGAGCGACGGAACGUACAUCAGCUGGUGGCCUGAGGGGCGAACUAAAAAGAUCUUCUGCAAGCCAGUUGUUGCAAAGGAACAUGUUCACACCACUCUACAGAGCGAUACAGCCCAGUUCCACCGGAAACCGGAUAUAUGUAUUCAACUGGACACGACAUUGGAACAUGAUAAACAAAUAAAAGACUGGUGGACCGUGUUAAGAGCAGAAUCAAGAUACGAUCUCUUUUUCCACAAUUGUGCCACUGUUGUGUAUAAAGCUUUGCAAACAUGCUAUGACGUCAAAGCACUUUAUACCUUGAAGGAAGUAUGCACACCAGACGACAUAGAGAACAUCAGUAAAAUAAUUUAUCAGAACGAGGUGCCACUGAUAGAAUUAGAUGCCACGGAAACCAAACAGGCGGGCUUUUCCGAUUCUAUCAAAAGUUACGUCGAAGUACUGAAGCGCUCUGGUUCGGAAUACCAAAGCCUUGAGGUUGAAACGGAACCAAAGAAAAGCUUGAAAAGCGUUCUGAAGCGCAUGUGUUGUUGUUAUUGGUUUGGUCCCAGAAAAAUGUGUGUUUUGCGGCAACCGUAAGUUAGUAUUCAAGACCAUGUUGUUUGAUUACUAUUAUUUAGCAUUCAGUUUUAAUAUAUCUUUAAUACAUAUUUUACUAUAUUUAGUAAACUGUUUGUACGUCGGAAUUAUCGCUCCACAAAUUUCACGCGAGCGCUUUUAACGUCGUAGAACAGAACAGA